Messenger RNA from Cottoperca gobio, 951 nucleotides. RefSeq names its product stathmin 1b (gene stmn1b). The coding region runs from base 147 to 587 and encodes 146 amino acids. Gene Ontology annotation, molecular function: tubulin binding. Gene Ontology annotation, cellular component: neuron projection; cytoplasm. Gene Ontology annotation, biological process: microtubule depolymerization; neuron projection development; regulation of microtubule polymerization or depolymerization. The record is from RefSeq and is a predicted model, not a curated record. NCBI's taxonomy places the organism in Eukaryota, Metazoa, Chordata, Actinopteri, Perciformes, Bovichtidae. The transcript has 5 exons.
UGGUGACGGUUAGGGUCGGGAGGUUUUUGCGCGAAAAGGUCCUGCAGAUGUUGGCGGUCUGAGCAGAGAAGAAGAAGAAGGAGAAGAAGGUCUGCACUUCAUGCUGAGGCACUUGACGUGGUAUCAAAGGAAAUAUUUCUGCUGAAAUGGAAAGCUUUGGAGAUAUCCAAGUGAAGGAGCUGAGCAAGCGGGCGUCAGGACAAGCAUUUGAGGUCAUCCUGAGCCCCUCAACUCCCGAUGGCAAGAGCGAAUUCCCGUUGUCUCCUGUUAAGAAAAAGGAAACAUCGCUGGAUGAGAUUAAGAGGAAACUGGAAGCUGCAGAAGACAGACGCAAGAGCCACGAGGCUGAUGUGCUGAAACACCUAUCUGAGAAACGAGAGCACGAGAAGGAGGUCAUCCAGAAGGCGAUAGAAGAAGACUGCAACUUUAGCAAGAUGGCACAGCAGAAACUCGAUCAAAAGAUGGAGGCAAACAAGGAGAACCGCACCGCUAGGAUGGCAGCUCUCAAUGAGAAAUUCAAGGAGAAGGACAAGAAGCUUGAAGAAGUGAGGAAGAACAAGGAGGCAAUCAAAGAAGUGGAGAAUUAAUUAGUUUAUGAUCUGGAAAACAGUCUUUACAUCUCCAAAGAUAAGCUUUAUUUUUUAUUUUACUGACACUGACCCAUUGUAUUGUUUGUUGUGUUAGUACUGAUUGUGCUGUGCUAUGUUGCAUUAAAGUUACACAAUGUUAGAUUGGGUGUGGAUAUAGUCAGAUCUUUCUUAUUGGCAGCUGAUUAGACUAGUUUUUGUGGUACACAUUGUAUUUUUUCAUUCCAUUGUAAUAAGUUGGUCCUAAAACUGUUAAAAUGCAUCAUAUAAUAGUGUUCUGGUACUGUUGAUAUUGUUGCAUGUUUGAAAAUAGACUACUGUGCGAUACCAAGGUUCAAUCAUUAAAGUCCAUAUCCCCAAGGUA